Molecule: messenger RNA, 3814 nt
Organism: Anguilla anguilla (European eel)
Lineage: Eukaryota; Metazoa; Chordata; Actinopteri; Anguilliformes; Anguillidae
Gene: tmem168b
Product: transmembrane protein 168b
Exons: 5
Coding region: 284-2383 (699 amino acids)
Source: RefSeq, a predicted model, not a curated record
AAUUUGUCCAUGUUUGCUUGCCGUACUUUAUGAAAGGAAGAUGGCGGAUGUUAAACAAGAAAGUUUUCAAACAGGAAAAGUUGAAGACGUAUCCAUCAUGACCUUUAACGAGAUUCGGCAGGUUAAAAUGAACCAUAACACCUGUGGAGGAUUUCACCUCCUUCCUAAUAUUUGAGGAAGGACCCUCUGAAUCCCACUCCCAUCUGUUUAAGCACACAGCCCAGGUGGCCAACCUACAGACUUUGCCUGCCUUACUGUAAUGAGCCUGUGCUCGCCCUCGUAAAUGUGCAGGUCGUUACGCUACUGUGUUAGUCACUGUCUGUACGCCGCCAUGACCCGACUGGAAGAAGCAAACAGGGAGGUCGGCAUGCUGUCACCCGUUCGGUUCCUGGGCUAUCUGUCCAGCCUGAGCCUGCUGGUGGCCAUUUGCCUGGGCCUGUACGUGCGUUGGGAGAAGACCGCGGAAGCCACCAUCCUGGUCAUCUUCAUCCUGGGCCUGUUCGUCCUGGGAAUCGCCAGCAUACUGUACUACUAUUUCUCCAUGGAGGCGGCGAGCAUGAGCCUCUUCCACCUGUGGUUCGGUUUCCUGCUGGGGCUGCUCUGUUUCCUCAACAGCCCCGCCCUGCAGAACGACGUCAAGGAGGAGGCCACCAACUACCUGCUGCUGGCCAGCGUGGUGCUGAGGACCCUGUGGGCGCUGCUGGAGCGGGUCCGCGGCCGGGUGCGGCACCGGCCGACCCUCCUGACCUCGGCCGAGUUCCUGGAGCUGGUGGGGUUCGCCAUCGCCAGCACCACCAUGCUGCUCCACAAGGCGCUCAGCCUGAUCGUCCUGGUGGUGGCCCUGGCCGUGCUGGUGGUGGACCUCCGGAUGAAGUCCUUCCUGGCCCUCCCGAACCUGGCCUGCUUCGCCGCCGUCACCUCGACGGUGUUCUUCGGGGCCCUGGACAUCCAGGCCAACCCGUUCGCCCUGUCCUGCUACCUGAGCCGGCUGCUCUGCGACCCCCUGCUGGACGUCUACUUCAGCGGGCUGUCGGUGACCGAGCGCUGGCUGCCCUUCCUGACGCGAGGCCCGGUCCUGCGCCGGCUCACGGUGCUCCCGCUGGGCCUGGCCGAGCUGGCCUUCCUGGCGCUGGCCGCCGUCAAGCUGGCCGACCUGGAGCUGUGGUACGUGGUGAUCCCCAGCUUCUGCGUCUCAGCCGUCUUCUGGGCCGUCUGCCACGCCAUCCUGGUGGUCACGCUCUGGGGCUUCCACUCCAAGCUGGGCGAAUGCCAGAAGGUCUAUGGCGCCCAGCGCGGCGAGGGCCGGAGCCUGGACAGGGUCAUGGCCUCCAAGGGCAUGCGCCACUUCUGCCUCAUCUCCGAGCGCCUGGCCUUCUUCAGCCUCCUGUCCACCGCCAUCCUGGCAGCCAUUUCCUGGCAGCCAAACAGCGGGACCUUCCUGAGCAUGCUCCUCUUGAUCCUGCCCCUGGAGUCGCUGGUCCACGGCCUCUUCCACGAGCUGGGGAACUGCCUGGGGGGCACCUGUGUGGGCUACGCGCUGGUCAUUCCCACAAGCCACUGCAGCGCUGACGGACAGCCGGCCCUGCUCCCGCCGGACCUGGUCCAGGAGCUGAACCUGCGCUCCACGGGCAUGCUGAACAGCAUCCAGCGCUUCUUCUCGCACCACAUGAUCGAGCCGUACAGCUGCGACUACUCCACGGCGGGCAUGCCCCUGGACAGCCUGCAGGCCAAGCUGAGGGCCUUCCUGGAGCUCCGCACCGCCGACGGGCCCCGCCACGACACCUACCUGGUCUACUACAGCGGCCACGCCCAGCGCUCCGGGGACCUGGCCCUCGCAGGCGGGGACACGCUCCGAUUGGACGAGGUGCUGGAGUGGUGGAGGGAGAAGAACGGCGGGUUUUGCUCGCGUCUCAUCCUCGUGCUGGACACGGAGAACUCGCUGCCGUGGGUGAAGGCGGUCAAGGGUGUGGACGAGCUCUUCGUGGCAGUGCAGGGGGCGGAGCUCAGGCGGCCGGUGGACGCCGAGUCUCCGCCCCCUCAGCUGGGUGACUUCAGCACCGAGUGGGUGGAGUUCAACUGCGACCCCGACAGCACAAUUCAGUGGGCGGAGAAAGGGCGGACCGUGCUGGCGUCCUACGGCGUCUCCAAGAGGUGGAGCGACUACACCCUGCACCUGCCCACAGGAAGUGACGUCACCAAGCACUGGAAGACCUACUUCCCCAAGGUGACCUACCCGCUGGUCUACCUGGCCAACUGGUGCGGGGGUCUGAACCUGCUCUGGGCCUGCAGCAUGUGCCUGCGUUGCUUCCGGAGGCUCAAGAUGGCCUGGUUUCCCCCCAACAUCCUGGACACCGGCCAAGGGUUCAAGCUGGUCAAAUCCUAACUCGCCACCGUUUAAAAGAGUUUUUAUUUAGCUGUACCGAUUAUGUAUGUACGUUAUAUUUUUCAAAUGUAAUAUAACUGUCUCUCCCCCACUGUUCAAGGGCUGUUUUGUUUCUUUUUUUGUUUUUUUUUAAAUUUGCAUCGGCUUGUGUUUGUCGUCUCUCCCACCGAGUUGAUUUGUAUGUUUGGUUACGUUGAAAGUUGUUGUUCCCUACUUAAUGGGCAGCUGUUGGGUCUGGAUGGGACUCCUGGUGAUGAUGGUCACUGUGUUGAGCUUGGUCUGUUACCUGAACGGGCGGGUAGAGUGACAGUGUUUAGCCUCUCAGAGGAAGUGUACAUAGGAUCUCUCGAUAUUGGUGUGGUUGUCUUAAGAUGCAUUGAAAACCGCUGGCUUUAUGAAUGAACGACAGGUACCUGGUCAUGUGAUUAUGAAGCUGGCUUAUUUGGUGCUUGAGAAGUGGAGGUUUGUUGUCUUUUGUGUAAUGGCUGAUAACCAUACUCCUUUAGGCCUUGAAUGACAGGGAAAUCGUAAGUUUGACUUUGAGUGGUACUUUGUUAACUUAUACACUGACUGAAUUUUUAGGCCAAAUUUUCCAGCAGGUUAUUGGUAGAAAAACUACGUAAAUAAACUGCCCUGUAAAGGAAUGGGUCUGGUUGCUUACCCUGCCCUGUACCCAAAACUAUGUGUACUGAAAUAGACCGGCGGUCUCUUAAUGCUAUGAAGAUGAUGGGCAUUUGAGAAUUGUGUUCUAGUCACUGCACAGGGGAAGCAGAAUUUGUUUCUCGUUUACUGACUGAUGUAUUAAAAUGGCAUUAGAACAGUCAUCAUUGCACCUUACUGGUACAGACACAGAGUCUGCCAAUAGCAACCUGUAGAAUAAUGCUGACAGUGAUUGGAGGACACUACUUCCUGGUAAUACUGAGACAAAAUCAGGAAGACUGUAAAAUCAGGCCAGAGAUUUCACAAUGGAAGGGAGCCAAUGACAUGAGAACUGGGACUGUUUGGUGGCUGCCGCUACUCAGAUGAUUCCCCCUAUUAGUGCCUUUGCGCCUCCUGGUGGUGAAAUGGGGGUAGUGCUGUUACGCUGGGGGAGCUGCUCAGUUUGUUUCUGAUUUCUGAAAUGUUUCUGUUUCUGAUUCCAUAUGUCACAGCUUGCACAAGUGGAAGCCCAAACACAGGGGCAGUAAUUUGUAGUGGUUGGGUCGUCAGUAAUCGACUCUUGCAAACUGAAGUGUUCUGAUUGGCGUGUUUUUAGUGGGGCGGUGGGGUAAGGUGGAUCAGAAAAGGCCUUCUUGCCUGGCCUUGUGGGGGAUGUUGCCUAGAGUUUCCCCAACUGGGGUCUGUGAAUGAGUCCUCAACACAAUUGGAGGGCAAAAAAUAAGCCUUCCGAAACCAACCCCCCCCCAUCUCUUGACAUUACAAAUUCAAUGC